UCUAACGUCAAAACCCCACAAAAAUUUCAAACACAAAGUGGAGGGAAAACCUCUUCGUCCCGUCAGUUCCCAUCUCAACUCUCCCGUUCUCAUACUUUCCCCAAUUCAAUCUUUCGAUUACAAUGGCCGAUACCCUAAGCCCUAACCCAACGGCCCAGAAGCAGAGGCUCCCGAUGGCCGCUCGUCUCCAGUCUCCAACCAGCCCCUUCUUCCUCGGCUCCAACGACGACCACCUCGAGCGUGCACAAGCACGUGCGGCACGCGCCGCCGCGAUUCGCAGAAAAUCCAUUGCGCUCAAUUUACCGCCACUGGAUGCGGAUACUGAUCCCUGCCUCGGCAAGGAGCAGAUUCUCGAGCUGUUCCAGAAUUGCAUCAAACUGGCUAGCGAAAAUAAAAUUAAUCAAAAGAACACAUGGGAGCUCAAUCUGAUAGACCAUUUGACGGAAAUUAUUAAGGUUGAAGAGGAAAAUGACGCUGAGACGAAUUUUCAAAAGGCAAGCUGCACUCUUGAAGCUGGAGUCAAAAUUUACUCAUUAAGGGUGGAUUCAGUACACUCUGAGGCAUAUAAGGUCCUUGGUGGAAUGAAUAGAGCAGGCCAAGAAGACGAACAAGAUACUAGUCCGGAUGAUGCCGCUGUUGACAAUGGACAAGAUGUGGCGCAUUCCAAGAAAGAGAUGGAGAAAAAGUCACCUUUAUCAACGCUGGAGUCGUCUUUUGAGGCUCUAAAUGUAAAAAAGUUUGAUGUUGCAUUUGCAGUUGAUCCACUCUAUCAUCAGACAUCUGCACAAUUUGAUGAAGGUGGGGCUAGGGGUCUUUUAAUGAAUAAUCUUGGAGUAUAUGGUAGAUGCAGAGUUCUCUUUGACUCGUCGGAAGUACCAGCGAAGUGCAUGUCAUGUGAUAAUCAACAUGAUAAAUCAGAUACCAUCGAUCUUUCUUUUGCUAGUGAGUAUGUUGAACAAAUGGUAUUGAACAUGCGAAUGAAAGAUGAAAUUUCACCAACUCUCAGGAAUAUAGUCAAUCGAUUUGAUGAAGAUAACAGAAGGCCAGCAGAUAUAUAUUCCUGUUCUCAAGAAUCAGCAGAGCAAGUAGACGCAGCCCAUAAUAAUGAAGUUGAAUUUGAUGGUGAUGUACCUGAGAACUUUGGAAACUGGGAUUACGAACAUGAUGACCAAACAAGCAUGGUAGAGGAGGGUCUUAACUGUGAAAAUUCAACUUUUCCUAGUUAUCACGAGGAAAAUGAACCGGGCGCUUUCGAUGAGCGUGAUAACGAGGAGAGACUUAAGGACGUUGAUGAGUAUUUGUUCUUAAGUCUUGGAUUAACUUCAAAACAAAAUGCAUGGGCAGGUCCCGAUCAUUGGAAGUAUCGAAAAACUAAAGUUUCCGAGAUUGAUCCUUCUGGAGAACAACCAGCGGUGGUUAAACGACACAGGAAAAAAGUACAGCCUGAUCUUGAUUUCACGAAAGCCUUGGAAGAAGAAAUGCCAGAUAUUUUUGCUCCUCCAAAAAAUCCGAAGUCCUUACUGCUGCCAGCAAAUAGAGCACCCUGUAAUACAAGGCUUCCUGAGGAUUGCCACUAUCAACCAGAGGAUCUUAUCAAGCUAUUUCUGAUACCUAAUGUAAAGCUCCUUGGAAGGAGAGGCAAGAAGUCCUCUGAUGAAUCGAGGCAACAGUCUGAUGAUUAUGGGCAAUCGCCAUUCUAUGAUGAUGAUAAUGUAUUUGGUGGCCAAUAUGAUGACGGAAUUAGCCAUAGUGAUGUGGAGGACUUUAGCACACUUGUUUCUCAGCCUCGCCAGGUAAACAAAAUUGAAGUCCACUAUGACAAGACUUCCAAACAAGUUGAUGUCCAGGUUCUGAAAGAAACCCUUUGGGGCCAUGUACAAGAAUCUGUUCACAUGUCGACACAGGGUCAAGAACAACUGGCAUCCUUCAAGCAAAUCUUGGCCAGCUUCCCAAGUGACUGCAGAGCUGCUGGGGCUAUCAAUGAAAUCUCCCCUCAUCUGUGUUUCAUAUGCCUUUUACAUUUAGCCAAUGAGCAUGGCUUGAGCAUCCUUGGCACCACCAAUUUGGAUGAUCUCAGCAUACACCUUCCUUAGCUCUCUGUUUAUGAUUGAAAAGGAAAUGAAAUGAAAACUGUGUUUAAGGUGUACUUUACAACUCAUAUUUAUUUAUAAUAAUAUCCUGCUGUUCCUUUCAAUAUUU
This is a messenger RNA of Prunus dulcis (almond), 2199 nucleotides long. RefSeq names its product condensin complex subunit 2. NCBI's taxonomy places the organism in Eukaryota, Viridiplantae, Streptophyta, Magnoliopsida, Rosales, Rosaceae. The transcript is spliced from 13 exons. Gene Ontology annotation, cellular component: condensin complex. Gene Ontology annotation, molecular function: chromatin binding. Bases 123 to 2093 code for a protein of 656 amino acids. The record is from RefSeq and is a predicted model, not a curated record. Gene Ontology annotation, biological process: mitotic chromosome condensation.